This is a messenger RNA of Linum tenue, 2919 nucleotides long. Lineage: Eukaryota; Viridiplantae; Streptophyta; Magnoliopsida; Malpighiales; Linaceae. The record is from the annotation of a GenBank genome assembly.
UUUGACUAAUUUCCUUGUACAUAAGAUAGGACAAGAAAGGAAAGACGCGGUUACAUGACAUCCAAGCAACAAAGUAACCGCAACACGGCAAUGUGAAUUUCAAACGGCUAGUUUGUAGUUUGGCUUUGUUUUGCCGCAAACACCAACAAUCUAUAAAUUCCCCCGACCUGCAAAGCGCGCCUUUCUCUAACAAGGCUCAACGAUCAUCGCUCUCCAAUCCUUUCCUCUUGCUCUCUUCUAACGUUUCUCUCAUCGGCGAACCACACAGCACGGACAGCAGAGCUCUCUCUCCUCCUCUUCUCAGCUCUCGUCUCAGUUUCUUCUUGCUCCGCGCGAUUUCUUUGUUUGCUUCUAUUUGAGUUCCAUUUCAUCUGCGAUAGCUUGCUGUUCUCUUUCCCUAAGCCCUAUUUUGAAGAUCACACACACUCGUUGAUUUCUAUCUUCACUAAUCGUAUUUUUGUUUUUGUUUACCGUAAGCUGCUAGGGUUCUUUCUUUCUUUCUUUCUUGUCUCGUUUUGUUUCUCUGUGUGGAUGCAGGGUCGGCGGAUAUGAUUUACAGCAACCCAAAUCCCAGGUUCCCGCUGCAGAGGAGGAGUAGCUCCAAAGAGAACUUGGAUAGAUUCAUACCACAUCGAUCGGCCAUGGACAUGGCUUAUGCCCAUUGGAUGGUCACUGAAGGUAGGAAAGAAACGGAGCCACCACUUCCGAGGUCUCCUUCGAGCGAGGCUUACUGGAGGCUACUGUCUGAGACAUUGAACCUAAACCGAACCAGGAUCUUUGCAUUCAAGAACAAGCCACCUGUCCCGGUCGACCUGAUCCCUCGUCAACACACUUCCUCUUCAGCUUUUUCUUCGUCUCCACAUCACCAGGCUAAACCCUCUAAGCCUCGCAGGCACAUUCGGCAGACUCCAGAGAGGAUAUUGGAUGCUCCUGACAUUGUCGAUGAUUUCUACUUGAACUUACUGGACUGGGGCAGCAGCAAUGUUGUAGCCAUUUCUCUAGCAAGCACAGUUUAUCUAUGGGAUGCUUCCUGUGGGUCACAUUCAGAGCUUGUUACCAUUGAUGAGGAACAUGGCCCUGUUACCAGCGUGAAAUGGGCUCCUGAUGGCCGCCAUCUCGCUAUUGGCUUGAACAACUCUGAAGUCCAAUUGUGGGAUGCAGCCUCCAAUAAACAGCUGCGAACUCUGAGAGGUGGACACAGAUGUCGGGUUGGAUCAUUGGCAUGGAACGACCACAUCCUGACCACAGGUGGAAUGGACAGCCUGAUUAUAAACAACGAUGUCCGAAUCCGUGACCACAUAGUAGGGACCUACAGGGGGCAUUCACAGGAAGUCUGUGGGCUGAAGUGGUCAGCUUCAGGACAGCGAUUAGCAAGUGGGGGAAAUGACGAUCUCAUCCACAUAUGGGACAGAAGAAGUUCCAUGGCUGCAACUCAUCAAUGGCUUCACAGGAUGGAGGAACACACUGCAGCAGUGAGGGCUCUGGCGUGGUGUCCAUUUCAAGCCAACUUGCUUGCCUCAGGUGGAGGUGGUGGUGACAUGAGCAUCAAGUUCUGGAACACCAUCACGGGGGCUCGAUUGAACUCAGUUGACACGGGUUCCCAGGUUUGCGGCCUGUUGUGGAACAAGAACGAGAGGGAGCUUCUCAGCUCUCAUGGGCUCACUGGCAACCAGCUGACUCUGUGGAAGUAUCCAUCCAUGGUGAGGACUGCUGAACUAACUGGGCAUACCUCCAGGGCGCUUUUUUUGGCUCCGAGUCCAGAUGGUUGCACUGUGGCAUCUGCUUCAGGGGAUGAAACCCUCAGGUUCUGGAAUGUGUUUGGCGAUCCGGCCGAAGCUGCUCAACUAAAACCUGCCCCAAAGGUAAAUUCUGAGCCCUUCUCUUGGGCAAAUCGAAUCAGGUAGGUAGUUCAUGUGAAGAAGGAUCUUUAUAUGAAGAUGUGCAUAGAAGAAGAUAGAUCAUCACUAAUCCCGUUGAUGUAGCAAUGGCACCUUAUGCAAGGAACCACAUUAAAGUUUCUGUGAAAGUUCUUGGUUUCAUGCUUGAUUUCCAGCAAAACAGAUGUAGUAUUGAUUGCCGUUCCCCCUGGGGACGUUUUCACUCGAGAAGUUGUCUGCAAGUUGCAACUGAAGGACAUUGAAUUUGAGAAAACACCAGAGGCCAACAUCACAAGAAUGGUAUAUCCCACUUGAUGCUCCACUUUCCAGGAAGAUUGUCCCUGCCAUUUCAUUGCUGCAUACUUUCACUUCCCAAUCCAUUGAAUAGCAAGCCGACUCUGAUUCUUCUGCUUGGUAUGGUCUCAAGGCUGGAGCUUGAAGUACCAAGUUCCAAUCUUUGACAACUGGAUCACCAGAGGGUCUUUGCUGAUCUCCACAGAGAAAUCGCUGAGGACUUCAAUCCUAACUUCAGCUUUUGUGCAGCUUGAUCAACAUUCAAAGAGUAGAACUUUGCUUCCAUGGAGUUAUGGAGGAAGCUGCAGCAGCAGAAAGAUGAUCCACUCUCAAGUAGGAGCUUUCUCCUAGUACUCACAUCAUCUACGCUCGCAGAUAUGGAAGCCAACGAUUAUAAGGAUGGCAGCUCAACUGCAACAGAUAAUCAGUACCGAAUUAACAAUCUUACCGCAUGGGACAGAGCUGUUUCUUUGACAUCAGAAGAAUGGCUGCCAAGGCUGCAGCUGCUAAUAGGUAGAUGGAAGCAGGAAAACAAGAGGAGAGGAGUCGUGAUAAGCCUCAUUGUUCGUGUUAUGUUACCUUUCGUGUUUGAGACCACCGAGAAACGGAAUCAAAUGCAAUGAAUAGUAGUUUUCAUUGGUUAAUAAAACUAUAAAAGUACUUAGCAUUGGUAAGUGAAUUUACAUUAGUUGUUGUAUUAUUAUACAUACUAGUAAUUAUUAGUAUUAUAAUAGCGCAAGUUACCUAU